Theobroma umbraticum is the source of this 786-nucleotide messenger RNA. Lineage: Eukaryota; Viridiplantae; Streptophyta; Magnoliopsida; Malvales; Malvaceae. The record is from RefSeq and is a predicted model, not a curated record.
AUGUCGCAAUCUAUAUGGGAAAUCAAGAAACGCGGAUGCGGAAUGUCAAAUAUUAGGCCAUGGAAGAAAAUCUUGAGUUACAAGAAAUCACAGUCUAUGAAAGCGACCAAAUGCAGAGAUGUCUCUUAUGUAUACUUGUUUAUGUUGUUUAUCGGUUCAGUGGUUCUUAGCGCACCCUGUUUAGCUGAUUACUCAAAGCCACCUCUCAAUGAGCACAAACCACCCAUUCCGGGCAACUUGGAUCCCCCAACUAAGGAGCCAGUGCCAGAGCACGAGGCAGGAGCCCCAGUUAGAAAGCCUCCUAAAGCAGAGAAACUAAAUCCUGAGCACAAUCCACUACUAGCUCACUAUGUGGUAAGGUAUGAAACGAGAGAAUUUUUGACACCUGGACUAACCAAAAGGCUCCUUUACCACUAUAAAAGGAGGGCUUCGCGUUGCACCAUCGAAAGACAGAGCUCCAAGAUGUCUCUUACACACUUACUAGUUUUGCUCCUGGGAGUGGUGGUUCUCACCACUCCCUCCCUUGGUACCUACGAGUCACCCGGCUAUGGGAAACCACCAACUCCUGUUUACAAACCUCCCGAGGUGAAGCCACCCCCAAUUUACAAACCACCACCAGUUUACGAACCUCCAAAGAAGCCGGAGCCCAAGCCACCGGUUUACGAACCUCCAAAGAAGGAAAAGCCAGAACCUAAGCCUCCAAAGCCACCAGUUUAUGCACCUCCAAAGAAAGAAGAGCCAAAACCCAAACCACCAGUAUAUGAGCCUCCAAAGAAGCCUCCGGUG